AUGGCUCCUCCAAGAAUCGCAAUCAUUGGCGCUGGCCCGGCCGGUCUGACACUGGCUCGUCUUCUUCAGCGUAAUGGCAUCCCCUGCACAGUCUAUGAAGCAGAACUGAGCCGCCAUGCCCGCACCCAGGGCGGCUGCUUGGAUCUGCACGAGGGCUCGGCCCAGGUGGCACUGCGCGAGUGCGGUCUCUUUGAACAGUUCAUGGCCGUCGCCCGCACAGAGGGCGAAGUCUUGAAGAUCUACCAGCCCGAUGGCACGCUGCUGCUCGACGAGGGCUCCGACUAUGGCGAGCGACGGCCCGAAUCCUUCAACGGUCGCCCCGAGGUGGAUCGCGUCGAGCUGCGCAACAUGUUGAUAGACUCGCUCGAAUGGGGAAGUCUGAAAUGGGGCCAGAAGCUGACGCAUGUCACGACAGAGUCCAGCGGCACCCGCUUGCAGUAUGACUUGCAUUUCGAAAACCAUACAGAGAGCGGAUUCGAUCUAGUGGUGGGUGCUGAUGGUGCCUGGUCCAGAGUCCGUCAUCUUCUCACCGACACUCGUCCCAUCUUUUCGGGCAUCACGGGGGUCGAUGUCAAGUACAGCCAUAUUGACGAAGCGGAUCCGGCCCUGGCCCAGCGUGUGGGAAGGGGUAUGUGUCUCACGCUGGGCAACCACACCACUGUUUUGUCGCAGCGAAACGGCGACGGCUGUGUGCGCACGUACGGCUUCAUGCGCCUGCCAGAAGACUGGCAUGUCACCUGCGGCAUCGACUGGACCAAGCCCGAGCAGGCAAAACGGGAGUUUGUUAAUCGGUACUAUAAUGGCUUCAAUGAUGAUGCGAAGAACCUGAUUCUCAACGCGGACAACGACGUCGUUCCUCGGCCUAUGUACAUGCUUCCGAUCGGCCACAAAUGGCUGCACCACGCUGGUAUCACACUCGUCGGCGAUGCUGCCCAUCUCAUGACCCCGUUUGCUGGCGUCGGUGUGAACGUGGGCAUGGAAGAUUCUCUGGAGCUGGCGCGAGCAAUCAUCGCCUGCAAGUCGAGCUGGGAGGAUGUGCAGCCCUUCUCAAAGGCGACCGACCUGUCGGUAGCCGUAUGUCAGUACGAAACGGCCAUGUUCCGGCGCGCAGAGGACUAUGCGAAAGAGACCUUGAUGUAUCUGGAUCUCUUCUUCAAUGAACGCGGAGGGCAUGCCAUGUGCGAGCAUUUUGCUCGAGCCAAGGAGCAGGAGAAAGCAGCCGCACCGGAUGAAGAUAUCAAGGCAGCUGUUGUUCCUGAGCAGGAGAUCACUGUGUAG
Aspergillus tanneri is the source of this 1278-nucleotide messenger RNA. Its product is annotated as FAD-dependent oxidoreductase. Lineage: Eukaryota; Fungi; Ascomycota; Eurotiomycetes; Eurotiales; Aspergillaceae. Bases 1 to 1278 code for a protein of 425 amino acids. The transcript has 3 exons. Gene Ontology annotation, biological process: response to antibiotic. The record is from RefSeq and is a predicted model, not a curated record. Gene Ontology annotation, molecular function: monooxygenase activity; FAD binding.